GCCCGAUAAGAGCUUAUUCAAAAUAAUCUUAUGACAAUGGUAAUACAUAAAUCAAUGGAUUUCCAAUCUCCCUCCCCGGGUUGCCUGGACGGUGUUGUGUUCACCUCCCACUGGUUGACAGAUCAAUGGAUCCCACCAUGCCACGGGCAACCCCCCAAGUCUUUAAUCUUAAUAAUCAUCAAUGCCGUUGCUCCGGGACGUUUGGGACGAGGAUUUCGACAGUUCGUUUGAGCGCGAGUGUGGCCCGAUUGGAGAGUUGGGUCGCGGGCUUCAGGCUUCUAUUUACUUGCUUAAGGCGACGGCCACGGUCUCAUCCCGUCGCCUUUGCUUUGCAUAUGAACGAUCGAUACUCCGUACUCUCGGCCGAUCUGCGAAGUCCGAACGUGUUCGAGCAUCUUCUAGGUUCCUUUGCCCCUUUGGCCAAACAGCAGCACUAGGCGGGCUAUGGCGCCUCGCUAAUUAUUGGACCUCACCUCCCCGAACUAGAUAGAAGGCUUGAAGUCGAGAGGGAUGGAAUGACUCAGAAGGUAUGGAAUGAUCGCUAAUUACAGCCGGACAGGCGCGAAUCGCGCAACGAGCUGCCGUGUUACCCUCCGAUUU
Molecule: messenger RNA, 600 nt
Organism: Aspergillus ibericus CBS 121593
Lineage: Eukaryota; Fungi; Ascomycota; Eurotiomycetes; Eurotiales; Aspergillaceae
Exons: 1
Coding region: 182-490 (102 amino acids)
Source: RefSeq, a predicted model, not a curated record